This is a messenger RNA of Fonsecaea nubica, 483 nucleotides long. RefSeq lists its product as hypothetical. NCBI's taxonomy places the organism in Eukaryota, Fungi, Ascomycota, Eurotiomycetes, Chaetothyriales, Herpotrichiellaceae. Bases 1 to 483 code for a protein of 160 amino acids. The record is from RefSeq and is a predicted model, not a curated record. The transcript has a single exon.
AUGGAACUCAAGACCAUCCUCAUCGAUAACCCUCAGGGCCUGAACCUGAUUCUCGGCCACUCCCAUUUCAUCAAAACAGUCGAAGACCUCCAUGAAGCUAUAUUCAACACUGUUCCUGGGGCCAAGUUCGGCCUUGCCUUUUGCGAGGCCUCGGAUGUCUGCUUGGUUCGCUACUCGGGAACCGAUGCAGAGCUCGUCACUCUGGCCCAGCGAAAUGCCAUGGCCAUUGGGGCCGGCCACAGCUUUAUCAUUUUCCUACGCGACAUGUAUCCUCUUAAUGUCCUCGGCGCUAUCCGUGCUGUCCCCGAGGUUUGUCGCAUCUACUGCGCAACGGCGAAUCCUGUGGAGGUGAUUGUGGCCCAGACAGAGCAAGGCCGGGGAAUCCUAGGCGUUGUGGAUGGCUUCAGUCCCAAAGGCAUCGAAGGUGAAGCGGACAUAGCAAAGCGCAAGGACUUUCUGCGGAUAGUGGGAUAUAAAGCGUAG